AUGGCACCCAACAUUGCUCUUCAACGUGCUCGUUCGCCAAGCAGCGGCCGUCGCGGACAACUUCUUCUUCCUGCAAUUCUUCAACACAUCCAAGACGCACGCAACAAAUCAAACUCGCCCACACCCGAUUCCAUCAACAGCUCUAUCAGCAUGUCAUCAUCCAUCGACCUUACUGAUCUUUCGAAUGCACUCGAAUCGCCUGUCACAUCCAACCAACACAAGGAAAUGGCCAAGGCUAGAGGAGUCCGGUUCAACAACAGAGUCAGCAUUGUCGAGAUCCCAGCNCCCGAACAGAUACAAGGCCAUCGCGUCAAUUUCAGCGAAGAAGUCGUCGACAUCGACACAGCCGAACCCACACAUCCAUCUCCAUCGCCUAGCCCUCCUAAGAAGCGUGUCCGCUUUGGCUGUCUCAAGACCAGCGUGCGCAAGUAUCUCUCGCACACAUCCAUCUACAAGAUGAAGAACUUUGAGACCAUCAGUCCCCUCAUGACGCCCAAGAAGAGAGUCCGCUUUGGCUGCAUGAAGUGCGAAGCUCCAGUCAUCACUCACACAAACGCCGAAGUGACUGAGCUGCUGGCCGAGGAAGCUGCCACUUUCAAGCGCGAAAAGAGAAGAGGCUCGAAUUUGGACGCUGACAGUGAGAUGUCUGAUCAGACGUCUUGCUCCGAAGACGUCGAGGCCACUGCCCGUCUGCAACUAGCCACGCAUGCACAGCGUGCCAGAUAUUCGAUAACACCCGUCCGGACUGCCGACAUGGCGCACCUCGCCGAGAAGCUCAAACAACAAGGCAACGAUUUAUUCAAGGCAGGUGACUACGCAGCAGCAGAGGAACAAUACACGGCCGCAAUCACAAAGUUCUCGCGCAACCCUCUACUCUUCACCAACCGUGCACUCGCUCGCAUCCGUCUGCAAAGAUGGCAGGGCGUCAUCGACGACUGCCUCCACAGCAUCAGCCUAACACCACACAAUGGCUUCAACUUCAAGUCCUACUUCUACCUCGCUCAGGCCCAACUUGCUCUUCAUCAUCCCAAUGAAGCUCUGUCUUCGGCUCUGACCGCAUACAACCAAGCUAUGCACCCUCCUCCCGCCGAAGCAAACAAAGCCACUGCCGCCCUACCCUCCCUCUCCGAACUAGUCCUCAAAUGCAAGAAAGACAAGUUUGCAGCACGCGAACGCGAUCGCAGACGCAAAAGAGGCGACAUACUCGCCGAACUAGAAGAAUCCCUCGAAUACAACAAACGCUCCGAACUCCAACAAAUCGAGCGCUCGCUCUCAACCUCCAACAUCGGUGUCGUGGAAGCCCAAGAACGCAGACAAGAAAUCCUAGACACACACCAAAAGAAAAUCGACGAACUGAAGACUGUGUUUGCGUUGGCGGAUCCCGAGAAUCAUCAGCCUAGGGAGGUUCCUGAUUACUUGGUCGACACGAUCAGUUUUGAAAUCAUGCAUGAUCCGGUUAUUACGGGGACGGGACAUAGCUAUGAGAGAGCGACGUUGUUGGAGCAUCUAAAGACUAAUCCUACAGACCCGUUGACGAGAGAGCCUUUGACGGCCAAAGACUUGCGGCCUAAUGUUGCUUUGAGGCAGGUGCUCGAGGAGUUUUGGAAGACGGCGGGGACUUGGGCUAUUGAUUGGUGA
Molecule: messenger RNA, 1638 nt
Organism: Aureobasidium vineae
Lineage: Eukaryota; Fungi; Ascomycota; Dothideomycetes; Dothideales; Saccotheciaceae
Source: the annotation of a GenBank genome assembly